AUGGAUCCACCACUUCCACCGCAAGACGACGACGUGAACCGUCAAAGAAAAGACGAAGUGAAAAUUUCAGACUCUCAGGAGGCCAACAUGAACAACAUGAACAGGCAUUCGUAUACCAACAGCAGAACACCGGAACCCCAGACGGAUCGACGAGCCAGUAUCUCUGACUCGCCAGAGACUCCCGGCGUUCUUGAAGCUUUCGAUUGGGAUGAGUUCGAAGCGCGUUAUGAGGCUGCUUUGCGCAAUGCCGACGAACAGGAGCGUGAAAUCUUGAAAGAGGCAGAUGCCCUUGCAAAGUAUUUCAAAGUCUGGGCAGCUGCAGCUUCGGCCCAUGACGAUGAGCGGGCAGCAAAACGCUUACAAACCCGAAGACGCUUUGUGAACCUCGCCGAAGACAGAAUGGAACGAAAACAGCAGCAUUAUGAUCAAGUUGUGAGAGCCUUUGAAAAUGCGCUGGCUCUUCUCAAAUCACUAUGA
Molecule: messenger RNA, 477 nt
Organism: Fusarium coffeatum
Lineage: Eukaryota; Fungi; Ascomycota; Sordariomycetes; Hypocreales; Nectriaceae
Exons: 3
Coding region: 1-477 (158 amino acids)
Source: RefSeq, a predicted model, not a curated record